Crotalus tigris (Tiger rattlesnake) is the source of this 3055-nucleotide messenger RNA. It is a transcript of the gene MED28, whose product is annotated as mediator complex subunit 28. Gene Ontology annotation, cellular component: mediator complex. The coding region runs from base 337 to 885 and encodes 182 amino acids. The transcript is spliced from 4 exons. NCBI's taxonomy places the organism in Eukaryota, Metazoa, Chordata, Lepidosauria, Squamata, Viperidae. The record is from RefSeq and is a predicted model, not a curated record.
UUAUUGUUGCAAUAAAUACAAUGUUUCUUUUAUUUACGAUAUCUUUUUCUUCAAUUUAUUCGUAUCCUCCUUUUCGUUGUAAAAAAGUUGGUCACCUUACUAUUCGCCGCCGCUGAAGGGCGCGGGGCAACAUCUCAAAAACUUGCUCAUGCUCAUUACUUAUAAUUUUUGCACCUUUUUCAUUCAUUCCUCCAUUUUCACUGAGACUCGAAAAAAAGGCCUCUUCCACCCUCGAGGCCCCACCCCUGGGUCCUCAUAUCGCGAUGUUGUGAUGUACCAGCGCGGUUUCGUUUCCUCUUGCGCGUGCGCAAUCGCUCCAACUUCCCCUCAGUUACUAUGUCCGCUGGACUAAGUGGGAUGUUUGGGAAUCAGGGCCCGGUGCCUCCCCCGCCACCUCCUCCGGUGGCUCUCGGCGGUCCGGUACCCGCGGGACUCCUUCCGACGAACCCCACGGGUCCGCGAAACUCCAUCGGUACCCUUGUGGAUGAUUUGGAGGCUUCUUUUGAGGCUUGCUUUGCAUCCCUUGUAAGUCAAGAUUAUGUAAAUGGUACAGAUCAAGAAGAAAUUAGAACUGGUGUUGAUCAAUGUAUCCAGAAAUUUUUAGAAGUUGCACGACAAACAGAAUGCUUUUUUCUACAGAAAAGACUACAAUUAUCUGUCCAAAAACCAGACCAAGUAAUUAAGGAGGACGUUUCAGAAUUGAGAAAUGAAUUACAGCGGAAAGAAACACUAAUUCAGAAACACUUGGGAAAACUUCGCCAUUGGCAACAGGUUUUAGAUGAUAUUAAUAUCCAGCAGAAAAAACCUACUGAGAUGCCUCAGGGACCUCUAGCCUAUCUAGAGCAAGCUUCAGCCAAUAUUCCUGCACCCCUCAAACAAACAUGAAAAGAAGCAUCAUUGAAAUGCCAGAAUAAAGUUUGCUAGACCUUCAUAACAUUGUACAUUUUAUAUUGAAAAAUAUGUUGUUUUUGGAAAAAAUGGACAGCAAGGAGCCUAACCUAAACGAGGCUAUAGCUGUCAUUGCAUGGAUUAGAAAGUAUGAUUUCUUUUAUUCUAUCACCUGCAAACUGAACAUUGUCUCUCCCUGACUUUGGAGAUUUUCUAAGGAGCAAGAACCACCUCUAUCCUAUGAGCUUCUGUAAAUCAAGUGAUGCCAUUAACAUUAUCAUUUGGAAUCAUGGUGCUUUUAAUAUCCCUGACACAGUUGUAGCUUCUGGUUUCAUGUAAAAAAAAAAAGCCUAUGAGAAAUAUGUCACAAUCUGAAUUGCUUUAAUGCAAAACAAAAAUUAUGUUCUGAACCCAGUUUUUGAGUUGAGCAGCUGUAUGCUUUAAAUAAAUUUAAAAUGCACAUGGACAAAUUAAUGUUUAUCUAACUUUAUUUUAAUGAUGUUACAAAUGAACAUCUGGUGAAACUUUUUGUUUUUAUGUGAUAAAUUAACUCUAUCCUAUUGCAUAUUGCAUAGCAAUAAUAAGAGUUGGCAUUUUAAAAAUUGUUCUUAGUUUUCUUCCUCUUAAAAUUACUUUAAUACUCUAAUAGUUGACACUUAAUUGUGUUUAAGUGUCACAAUUCAACAUAGAAAUUGUCUAAAUCUGAGCUUAAUUGUGGUCAUGAUGACAAGACUAUUGCAGGAGCAGACAGUGCAAAUAUACUAUUACUUUGUUUAAACAGAUAUUAUAAGAACAUUUCAAAUAAUGUAGAUAUGUACUGAGAUUUUUCCCUGAAAUCUCUAAAAAGUAAACCUGAAUUCAAAUAGAUUUGGAAUGGAGUGUUCCAGCCAUUUUGGUACCAGCAUGCUAUUAUUGUGAGAUUUUGUAGAUAUAUAUAAUAUAGAUUUGAUGCAUGGAUCCCAAUUGGUAUAUUCUUUCACUGAAAUUUUUCCACUAGUAAUCCUGGGAGAACGUGUUCCCUACUUUGCAGCUUCUCACACAUUCUGAAAAUUUGUUUUGGCAGUUGGGGCAAGCAAGGAGAAUGUCCAAUGGGUAAAAUUGCAAAAUAUAUGAUUUUGCCUAGGAAGAAUUUAAGGCUCAGUGCUAAUUUAAAUAUAUUAUGUUCAAAUAUAUUAAACAGAGCACUUCAAGCCCUUAUUUAUUUUUAGAAAUAAAAAAAUAUCGGCGCAUCACAGAUGCAUACAGAUUCAUCCUUGACUAGAACCAUUCUCUACUGCACUAUGUGCCUGUGUUUUAGACCAAAGUUAAGAGCUCAGCUGUGACUGAGAUAAAAACAUUUCACUUCUAGAUACAAUAUGUAUUUUCUAAAGUUUAUAUUAUAGCAAACUACAAAGCAAAUUAACUGUUUUUGACUUCUCAAAGUUUUAUUUACUAAUAACUGGGAAAUGUAGCCAGUUAACUUUCAAUACAGUAUAAAUGUUGCUAUUAGUAUUUCAACUUGCCAAAUAGUGUAAGACUGGGAAACAUUUAAGCACAACCUCUUCACGUAAUCUGUCGGGCUUUAUUUUUCUAUUUUGUUGUUUUUUUAUAAGGUAAAUUGCCCAGAAUCAGCAUUUCUUACAUCUAUGUAAAUAAAUAAAAUGUUUACGUGUAUUAUGGGGAAAUCUUCCUUGCAAAUUUUACUUGUAUCAGAUUUCAUGUUAAUGGGGCCUUUGAUUCCUAGCUCUGAAAUAUUCUUCUAAGGUACUAGUUUAAGGUUGAUGUCUUUUUAAUAGUUAGGUUUCCUAGACCACUGAACUAGCCAGUUUUGUUCUGCAUAAGUAUCUUUGUAAGUUGAAUGGCUUAAAUAUGCUAGUCUUGAUGUUAUUGCUGAUAUAGUAUUAAAAUUAUUGAGUACAGUAAGAUACUUGUACUAAGAAUCCAUUUUACCUAGAAUUUGCUGAAUACCAGAUUAAUUAUAAAUUAAUAUUUUAAAAUAUGUUUUAUUUAUGGCAAUAGUUACUUACUAUUGAAUUUCUUAUGUUUAGCUACUUGUGACCUGUGAUUCUUUCCUUGUUAUUCUGUAGGAUAUCAUAUAAAAUAUAUUGUAUAAAUGUUUAAUAACAGCAAUGGCAAUAUUGAUUAUUGUAGAAAGUUUUCAUCAGAAAGAAAAAUAUUUUGUAAACCA